AGCCAACGGGCGCGAUUCGAUUUCGCAGCGUGGUGGUAUAGCAGUCGCUGGUUCUUCCUUUCAGCUAUGCUGGGUUUUCUUUCCGCUCGUCAGGCCGGAGUAGAUGACCCGCUGAGGCUCCGCCGGGUGGAGGCUACGAGGAGGGUAUUAAGCUUGGAGUUAAAUAAGAACAAAGAUGUUGAAAGGAUUCAUGGGAGUGGGAUUAAUAUCUUGGAUAUUGAACCUGUUGAAAAUCGAUAUAUGUUAUCAGGUGGUUCUGAUGGUACUAUUGUAUUGUAUGACCUUGAGAACUUUAGCAAAACGCCAUGCUAUACCUGUAAAGUGAUUGGUUCUGUGGGAAGGAACCAUCCUGGUGUUCAUAAAUACAGUGUAGAGACUGUUCAGUGGUAUCCUCAUGAUACUGGCAUGUUUACCUCAAGUUCAUUUGAUAAAACACUGAAAAUAUGGGAUACAAAUACUUUACAGCCUGCUGAUGUAUUUCAUUUUGAUGGGACAGUAUAUAGUCAUCAUAUAUCUCCUGUUGCUACAAGACAUUGCUUAAUUGCAGUUGGUACCAAAAGCUCCAAAGUACAGCUUUGUGACUUCAAGUCAGGAUCUUGUUCUCACAUUCUGCAGGGUCAUACUCAAGAAAUUCUAGCAGUAUCUUGGUCACCACGUUAUGAAUUUAUUUUAGCAACUGGAAGUGCUGACAGUAGAGUGAAAUUGUGGGAUGUAAGGAGAGCAUCUGCCUGUCUACUCACUCUUGAUCAACAUAAUGGGGAGAAGUCAAAAGCUGCUUCCGAAGCAAUAAAUACUGCCCAUAAUGGAAGAGUCAAUGGCUUAUGUUUUACGAGUGAUGGGCUUUACCUUUUGACAAUUGGUACAGAUGAUCGCAUGAGACUCUGGAACAGUUCAAGUGGAGAGAACACACUGGUAAAUUAUGGGAAGGUGAGCAAUGAAAGUAAAAAAGGACUCAGGUUUACUGUAUCACAUGGCUGCAGUUCAGAAUUUGCAUUUGUGCCAUGCAGUAGCACUGUUGCUGUUUAUACAAUUUAUUCAGGAGAUCUAAUAACUACGCUUAGGGGACAUUAUAGUUCGGUUGACUGCUGUGUCUUUCAACCUAAUUUUCAGGAACUUUAUAGCAGUGGCAGAGAUGGCAAUAUUCUUGCCUGGGUGCCAUAUUUAAAGGAACGAGAACCUGAUGAUACUCGUGCUGAAAAGUUGCCCUCUAAGCAAUGCUUAAAUUCUGCAUAUGAAGACGCAUGGAGCAGCAGCGAUAAUGAGGCUGGAUGAAUUCUUACAUGACUGUUAACGUAAAUAUGAUAAAUUACACCACAUUUUUUUAAUGAAGGACAUUGACUAUCAGGAUCAGACACAGCUAUGCCUUUCAGGUUCUUAACAUUAAGAUUUCAUGAAUACUUUUCCUUUUUCUAUUUUGUCUUUGGUAAAUUUUACCCAACAACAUAUUUGCAUCUUCAUUUACAGUGAAGUAAGAAGGCAUUUCUUUGUGUGUGUUGCUUUCUUCUGUAAAAAUACAAUGGACCUGCUCAUGUUUUGUUCUUCAGUAGACCUCAGUUCCAUUGAUACUCAUUCAUAUGACAAAAUCUUUGUCUUAGGAUUUCUUAUACAGAGGUGCACUGUGUAUAUGUACUAUUUUUAUGGUUGGAUAUAUAGAAUAUGAAUAAAAGCUGAACAUCUUCGUUUAAGACAAAUAAUGGAUAUUUCAGUUAAUUGUCAAAUUAAGAAUGACAAAAAUUUAUAAGAAAUUUAUAGAAAAAUGUAACUAUUUGCCUCUGUCUUAAUGGCAAUCCAAUAAAUCUGUUUGCUAUUCAGUUCACAUAACAGAAUGUUUUUAGAUAGAAAAGAUUCUAGGACCUAAGCCUCUUAAUCUAGUCAGAUACUGUUGAAAAAAAAUUGACAAAAGUGCUUUUUUUGGCACUAGUAUCUGACAUACAGUACAUUGCACAGUUACUGACAUAUAAUAAAGUUGUUACCAUUAUUUCUGUUCUCAAUUGCAUCAAUGCAAUCAAUAUAAAAAAUUGGAAUCCUAGUUGGGUAUGUCUAAUUUAAUGACAAGAAGAACUAGGGGUGACAUGAUAGCAGUGUUCCAAUAUAUCAGCUGCUGCCACAAAGAAGAUAGACUCAAGCGAUUCUCCAAAGCACCUGAGGGCAGGACAAGAAGCAAUGGAUGGAAACUGAUCAAGAAAAACAACCUAGAACUAAGAAGAAAUUUCCUGAGUUGAAACAAUUAGUCAAUGGAAUGUCUUUCGUCUGGAAGUUUUUAAGAAGAGAUUGGACAACCAUUUGUCUGAAAUGGUAUAGGGUUUCGUGCCUGAACAGGAGGUUGGACUAGAAGACCUUCAAGUCCCUUCCAACUCUGUUAUUCUGUUAAUAUAUAGCUUUCCAGAUGCUAUUGAACUACAAUUUCCAAAGACAGUAGAGUAAAUAUAGUAAAAUACGUUUAUUCAGAUUUUCCUGAAUGAAUAUCUUAGUUAACUAUUGUUAUCUCUUAGUUGCUUUAACAACAUAUUCUGUAAGUUAUUUUCCUACUUUUAGACUAUAUGUUAGGUGCUAUACAUGAGGGGUCUCUAACCCCCAGGCCGCUGCCUACUACUGGGCCAUGACCUUUUUGUAACUGAGCUGUGGAAGCAGCAGGCGAGCCCACACCCAUCCCCCAUUUGCUUGAGUAGCAGGCGAGAACUGCAUGUGCAGUCCAUUUGCGUGAGCAGCAGGUGCACUUGCAGUGCUUUCGCAAAUGGAGCUGUGCGCCCGUGCAUUACAGCUGCUUGUACAGAACCAUCCCCUCUCCCCCACCAAUCUGCAAAGCCAGAAAGCUUGGGGAACUCUGCUAUACACUGUUCGCAUGUACAGUUCCCAUAGUAUUUAAAAGCUUAAAUGUUUCUGUCUUACAAAGUUCUCAGGGUAUUGCAUGUUUUAACAUCAAUUGGUAUGUUUCAAAACAAUACAUGUCUCAGUAAUAAUUCCAUGAUUUCAAAUUGACAGGACAUGUUUUCCACCAGAAAUUAUAUCGUGAAAAAGUGCUACUCAUCACUGCCAAAAGAAAAAAUGUCCUGCUGUCUGCUAGUGGGGCAAAUGAGAGAGGCAGAGCUAGUAUUUUCAUUCAUUUCCUUUACUAGAACUUGCUUACAUUAAAUAUCUAGUACACAUUUGCUUGUUGGGGAAGAGGAUUCCUUAUGUCAGAACUUGCAGUAUGGGAGAUGAUCUUGACAGAGAUAAGCAAGAACGUUGCCUGUAGAGUACAAUAAGACUUGCAAGUUUCUAUCAUUACAGUCAAUUUCAAGUAAUUUUAGCCUUCUUGUGGAUUGAUUUUCUGAUCUGGUUUACCUAAUGAGACUGACAGAACUAUAAAUACAGUAUAUAUUAAAACUAGGAAAAUGGUUUAUUCACAUAUAUUUUUAACCCACAAUUUAAAUUGGCUUUGACAAGUAUUUUAGAUAUGUUCCUACUGUUGGUAUGAGGCUUUCAUUGACAUGUUUCUCCAGUGGGAUACAUCCCUAAAGGUGGAUGAACCAACCUGAUUUGGUCAACAUGGAAGAGAUCAGGGUACCAUCAGGGCACAUCUUUCUAUCUCACAGUUAAUCAAAACAAACACAGUGGAAACUUGUGUCAAAAUUCUUUUCAAGAUACUUGAAAAACUGCUUUGCAAUGUUAGAAACAAUAGUCUCCCAAUAAAACAGCCUUAUUUUCAGUUCUUUCUCUACAGGAAAUCUAAGAACAUGACUGUCCCUUUGAAGUAGACGAGGUCAUGAAACAGACAAUAGGGAUUCCAGGAUUGCUACUUCAUUUUAAUAGGGUAUUAAUAGCCUUAUCUUGAACGCCUACCCAAGUUCCUGUUUGUCUUAUCUAGUGCUAAACAAAUCAAGGUGGGAUUGUGAUGGAGGGCCAAAUCAAUGUAACCUGAUUUGAUGUUUUCAAACUCUGUCACCUCAACUCCUCACGUUUCCCAGGAACAAACACUGCGCAGGUACAGAAAAUCACUUUCCUCGCCCUCCUGCAGCCACCAGCUAACUGAAGGAGCGCACAGCAAUUUCACAGAGCUCGAGCUAACUCAGCUUCUUUUCCCACCCCCUGCUGUGCAGUUAUUUAUAUAUGAUUUCCAAUUUACCCCAGACAGGCAUAGCCAAAGGGCCAGUUGUGGCCUGGGGGCUGUAAAAUGCCCAGGUGUUCUGUGGAGUAUGCAAAUCUUUUCUCCAAAUCCAGUGUGUCCCUUGAAGUUCUUUAGAGCAGAAGUUCAAUUAACAAGUGACAAAAAAGCAUUCUCAGACAUUAUCCUGUUCAACAUUUUAACUGGAUCAUGGGUGAGGUUAUGUGUGUCAUAACAUCAAUUGUUUUGGUUUAACAUUAAACCAAACUCAAAUCAGUUGUAUCAUGCAACUAGAGAUAACAGAAUUAACAGAAUAAUUCCUUUUCCAGCAAAAUAAAAUUUCAGUUAAAUUCCAUCAAAAUGAUUUUUUUUAACGAGAUUUGAAAUGGGCAGAAAAAGUGUGAAUAGAUUACCUUCCUUUUGCAAUAAACAGGACUAAUUAAAGCUAUCUACUACUUUUUGAAUUAUUGAUUUUGAAUUUGAAUACGGCUAAAGUAUCUAUGAUCAUACCAUUUUAUUCUUAUAAUGCCUUACUGGAGCAGUUAUGUGAGCAGAAUCUCUAUCUGUGGGGAAAACUGCUUAUCUAUGAGAAAAAUGGGGAAACUGAUAAAUAGGAAGCCUCUUAGGAGUAACAUGAAAGGCUGGAAAACCAUGUUUGACAUGUAAAGGUUUCUGUCGUAGAGUUUUUCUAUAUGCAAAGUACAUUGGAAAUUGCUGAUAAUUUAUAAUCUAAUCUGCAACAUAGUUGAAUGAAGAAUUAGUUUGCAGAGAGGUGGAUAUGAGAAACUGCCAAAGCAAAAAAUAAAUCAAUUUUCAAAAACAAAAUAAGCAUAUAUGAACUUGUCACACAGGAAAUUUGUCCUAUUUCAGGCCAAAUUCACACACAUUAAUUUUCAAGCUGUUUACUUUGGUUUUGUGGGUAACAACAGGGAGAAUGUGCACCAGUAAUACGUACAAAACAGUUUGUAUAAGAAAGAGGCCAAAACCAAACAGCACAGAUCAACAUAGUCCAGUCAUGGUACA
Messenger RNA from Crotalus tigris (Tiger rattlesnake), 5107 nucleotides. It is a transcript of the gene ERCC8, whose product is annotated as ERCC excision repair 8, CSA ubiquitin ligase complex subunit. Gene Ontology annotation, cellular component: nucleotide-excision repair complex; Cul4A-RING E3 ubiquitin ligase complex. The transcript has 12 exons. Lineage: Eukaryota; Metazoa; Chordata; Lepidosauria; Squamata; Viperidae. Gene Ontology annotation, molecular function: protein binding. The coding region runs from base 67 to 1272 and encodes 401 amino acids. The record is from RefSeq and is a predicted model, not a curated record. Gene Ontology annotation, biological process: protein polyubiquitination; proteasome-mediated ubiquitin-dependent protein catabolic process; transcription-coupled nucleotide-excision repair.